AAUGUAUUGCUGGUCUUCCUCUCCAGGCAGCUUCACAGCUCCACCAACCUGCUCCUGCUCUCUCUGGCUGUCUCAGAUUUCUUCGUGGGUCUCCUCAUGUUCUUUCAAAUUAUGCUUAUAGACGGCUGCUGGCUCCUUGGUGACAUCAUGUGUACUCUGUAUCAGUAUCUAUCAUUCAUUGUUACAGCUGCCUCAACGGGAACCAUGGUGCUCAUAUCAGUUGAUCGAUAUGUGGCUAUUUGCUAUCCUCUGCAUUACUCCACCAGAGUCACACACAAAAGAGUUCACAUCUGUGUCUGUCUGUGUUGGUCACUUUCUGUCAUUUUCUCUAGUCUGAUUUUGAUGGAUAACCUAAAACAUCUGGGCAGGUAUAACUACUGCUUUGGAAAGUGCAUAUUUGUCCUGAACUACUUUGCUGGACUUGUUGAUGUUAUUUUGUCAUUCAUUCUUCCCCUUACUGUUAUUGUUGUUCUGUAUAUGAGAGUAUUUACGGUGGUUUUGUCUCAGGCUCGUGCCAUGCAAUCUCGUAUUAAAACCGACACAUUCCAGAAAUCAGUGAAAGUAACUGCUAAAAAAUCGGAAAUGAAAGCAGCCAGGACUCUUGGUGCUGUUGUUGUUGUGUUUCUGAUAUGUCUCUGUCCAACUUUUUUAAUCAUUCUUUCAGGCCCACAUGUCUCACUCAAUGCUUCAACUGCUGCCUUUGUGAUGGUGUUGUUCUAUGUUAACUCCUGUCUGAAUCCUGUCAUCUAUGCCUUUUUUUACCCCUGGUUCAGAAAAUCUAUUAAGCUCAUUGCCACACUGGAGAUACUGAAGCCUGGCUCCCAUAACGCCAACAUACUGUAG
Messenger RNA from Plectropomus leopardus (leopard coralgrouper), 843 nucleotides. The record is from RefSeq and is a predicted model, not a curated record. Lineage: Eukaryota; Metazoa; Chordata; Actinopteri; Perciformes; Serranidae.